This is a messenger RNA of Ostrinia furnacalis (Asian corn borer), 6988 nucleotides long. Its product is annotated as neuroblastoma-amplified sequence. The record is from RefSeq and is a predicted model, not a curated record. Bases 395 to 6970 code for a protein of 2191 amino acids. The transcript has 42 exons. Gene Ontology annotation, molecular function: SNARE binding. Lineage: Eukaryota; Metazoa; Arthropoda; Insecta; Lepidoptera; Crambidae. Gene Ontology annotation, biological process: retrograde vesicle-mediated transport, Golgi to endoplasmic reticulum. Gene Ontology annotation, cellular component: Dsl1/NZR complex.
UUUACUACUUUACUACACAACGCUCCAUGAAGCGAUUUAGAAUUACUACUGUCACGUUUUGUAACUUAGGAAAAUUCAUUGCAUUGAGCAAGUAACCACUACGGCACAGCUCAAUAAAAUUUAUGUUCUAGAAUAAUUUCUUUCGAUAUGAUGACACUGCCUUUAAUUGUAUACCUCACUACAAUUGUCAAAAACAUAUGGAUCGAUAGCACCAGACAGUGUGAGUGAAUACGAUGCACCAACGAAAAAAAACAUCUAGUUGGAAAAUACAGUAUUGAUUUAGUGCUUACAUAUUACCAACAUCUAGAUUACCUGUACCCAAGCUCCGGUUAUUGAUUUUGCCGAGAGCUUGUUGCUUGAAGCUGCGUUCGGCCCGUGUCGGCGCCUGCUCGCCAUGGAGGAAACAAAGUCAAUUCUUCACGAGCUGUAUGUGUUUUCGGAGUGGAAGCCGGAGCCUGAGUACCUGCAAAAACCAGAUAGUCUUUUGCCAGAAAAUAUCUCAGCACUAUGGCGUUGGCUGAAGUUCUUCGGGCCUAAGAAAAGCCUUAUCGAUAGUGUUACAGCUCAUAAAGAGCGUCAACAAAAAUGGCACAUUGCUCUCGGGGAUGAGGGCAAAGUGAUAGCCGUUUUAACCGAUAAUAUAUUAGAGAUCAGAACAAAGAGGUCUGAAUAUGCCACAAUCGCUGCUAGGACUACAGUAAGUCGCGAUGCGUACUCGCAAUGGCGCAAGUUGGUCUGGAGCCCCGACUGCUCGUUCGUGGUUGUCGCUUACGGGAAUGGAAUCGUCAGCUUCUACGACCUCACUGCAUCGAACCUGUUCAACAUACCUGCUGACUGCAACCGGCCGGGCGGGUUGGAGUGCACUGACAACACCCAUGCAGUUGCUGAUGUUAUAUUUAUGCCUUUACGGGUGAAGGACAACAAAUGGAGCUGGGAGGUGCUAGUAGUGACAUAUGACGGGCGCCUGCGCGGGUACUUGGUCUCUCAGACCGACGGCUUCAAGCUGCACCACACCUUCCGAUUCGCGGGCGGGGUCGGCGCGGUGACGUACUGCGCACUACAUUCGACGCUCUACGUAGCAGGCUUGCCUCGCGGGCCUGGGAAGGACCCAUCAUCGCCUCUCAGCGCGGGCAUCACAGCAUGGCGCAUCCUGAACGACGAGCCGUUCUACAAGCUGAGCGUGGUGUGCGACCAGCUGGAGGCGCGUCUGGCCAACCAGCGCUUCCAGGUCUACAUACCCUUCGUGUCGGCCAAGCACCUGGCCUUCAUAGUCCAAAUGGUGCUGUCGCCCGACGCCAGCCGCCUCGUCUGCCUGCACUGCAACGGCGACGUGUCAAUAUGGCGGCUGCCGCUCCUCAAGUUAUUGCACCGGCACCCGCUUGCGUCACAACCACAACACGACUUGCGCAGCCCGCUGGUGAGCGACAAGCAAGCCAAGUGCGACACCGCCACCUUCCUGGCGGCUGACGUCAACUGGUGGAGCAACGAGGAAAUAAUAUUAUCGCGGUUCAGCGGCGCCGUCACGGUGUGCAAUAUUGAGAACAUGGUCAACUUGCUGGGGAAAAAACCAGAGUUCUUCCAAGGGACUCCGCAGGUAACUUGCGCACACGAUGGAGCGUUCAUGGCUCUAGAAUGCGAAUCAAAUGUGCUGCCGGCCAAGAAGUCUAGAAGUGAUGAAAGUAUGGAAAUGGUAAAAAUAGAAGAAGCUAUCGACGAUUCCAUGUACGAGCUGGGCAAGGAGUUGCUCAAGUCCGUGUUAUACGCGAUCACGGAUAUGGAAACUUUCCAGCCGAAGCCGCGCCGCAUCACGGUCGUGUCACGGAUCUAUCGCUUGCUUGGAGUCAAAAGCACCACGCCCACUGAGUUGUUUUCGAGGAAAAUCGAAAGUGGCAGCUACAGCGAAGCGCUAACAUUAGCCGAAACUUUCAAAUUGGACAGUGACCUGGUUUACCAACAACAGUGGAGGAAGAAUCCAGUCUCAACUGAUGCCAUACAAAAAUAUUUGAGUAAAGUAUCAAAGAAGAUUUGGGCCGUCCAUCAGUGUGUAGACCGUUUGCCAGAAACGCUACCUGCAGCUAAAGAACUUUUACAGUUUGGUUUGGAGUUAACCAAUGAACAUAUCUUACAUGAGAUCAACAAAGAUCGUGAUGAAGAUGAUCUAAAAGACCCUGAUGAUAUACGUCUGGAAGAUCUUAAUUCUUAUACCAGUGAGUUGCUAAGGUGUCGCCACGUCAUGCUCUUUUAUAAAGAACGCCUGAAGCUAUACGAGUCGAUUCUAAAGAGCGAGAAGUCAACAUACGCGAAAGACGAGUACGACCGCCUUCGCAGCCACAGCCUUGUCCACAGUUCCAUAGAGAUUGCCAAAGAAGGCCGCAUAGAUGCGCUCACUUGUCUAUGGCCAAAUAUCAAAUCUGUGGCCAUGCAGCUGACGGUACUGGAGCACUUGCCAGAGACAAUCAAUCCGUUGGAAUACCAACAUCUUUUGCCGACGAAGCACCCGUUCAAACAUUGGUUUGACAAGAAGUCUCCUAUCAAGGUUAAAGCAACGGAGUAUGAGCAUGAUUGGUGCAGGAAGGAAAUAUUCAGAUCCAUAUGGAGUUCGAACUGGUCAGAAGACACGACGCCCGAGAGCGAGGCCCCAGCCGCUCUGACCACGGUCACAGACCACGAUAUUGCGGACUGGUACAACAAGCGAGCGCGUGAGAUCGAAGAACGUAGCGGCCUCGCUUCAUAUGCGCUACACUUGGUCACUUUAGCAACAGUCGGCGGCGGCGUUGAAGGCCUAGACCUUAUCAUGUUCCACCUACUGACGCUGGAUACGCUGAUAUAUGAUAUCAAUGUGGAAGGCGUCACGCUGGCGUUCAUUGAGAAACUUUCGACGCUUCACACUUGCAUGCUGCUGAUGAAGAUGUCCACGCCAGCGACGUUCGUGGCAGAUCUGAAGGCGUUCGUGAUUCCGUUCCUGAAGCGUUACGAGAAUUUGACGCUGAACAAAGCCGCCUGCAUCCACGGGCUCACUGACUACCUCCAAAAUAUUAGCACUGACGAUCUCUCCAUGAUACUGUUGGUAUUGCAAUCUCCCAACGAGUUCGAGCUGGAUGUCCGAACCCACCUGGACCUGGUGGAGCGCUGCCUGUUCGCGCACACCGGCACCGACCAGCUUGAGAAGGCCAUCCUCAUGCUCGACACCAUCCUCAAGGAGUCGGAUGGCAGCAUCUCCGAAAGCGAACUAGUGCGUCGCGUGGGCAUCCUUCAGAAGCUGGUGUCGGGCUGCGAGCGCAUGGCGCGGCGCGGCGUCAAGCUGUCGCUGCAGGACCUGCGAGCUGUCUACACCGAGCACCCGCAGGCCAAGAUGCUGCUCAUACGGCUCUCCCGGACUUUGGCCCUCGAGGGCGAGAAGCCGUCUCCACAAGACUGGGCAGAGCUGCUCAAAGAUUUACUGGAGCUGCAGUCAAACCUGUUCUUGUUAUGCAUCACCAAGGAUGAAGUUUACGAGAUCUACGCAUCCGCUCUGCUAUCAUCAGGCGAUACGAACAGCAUUAAGCUAGCUUCGGACGUGCUGACAUGCUCGCCGAACGCUCGGCGCGGCGCGCACAACGUGCCGUAUGCUCGCAGCGUGCACCUCGUCACCAUCGCAGCGCGCGAGUACUUCAACUCGGCGUCAUCGCUCAACGACACCGCGCUCGAGGCGCCGAGGUGCUGCUUGCAAUUGAUUCAAGAGGGGAAUCCCGAGAUAGAAGAGGAGCUGGAUCUUAUUGCAUCCCUUCAAAUCUUAAGCGCUUUCGAUUUGAACCUUCUUCCCAUUCAAGUUCGUCUAUGCGAGGACCGGAUGACGCUGAUCGAAGAUUGCUUGAAAGCGGACCCUAACGCUUAUCUGGCGAGUCACAAGCUGCUCAAACUGGCGAAGCUCCUACGAGUGUCUGGCAAUGACGAACAUUUGAGGGAAGCCCGCGUGUUGCAACUAGUGGGCAGCGCGGCCAUCAACGCGGGCCCGGCCGGCUGGGGCGCGGCGGCGGACGCGGCGCGGCGGCUGGCGGCGCUGCAUCAUGCGCCCGCGGCGGCAUUGCUGGCACAUGUAGCGAGGGUUGCGCACGCGCACGCUGACCUUGAUACGCGCCGGUAUCUAUUGGCAGCGGCCGCGGCGCAUCAACCUGCAGACGGGUUGGAGGAUGUGCUCACAACUAGACUGGCACUUGAGCUCGAAGAUUUGCAACCAAUGGCAGCAGCUCUGAGAGAGCAACCACAUCUGAGUGAGCGCUGGCCUUCCACCGAUGAUGAAUUUGACGACGCUAUCACCACACCCGUCAUAGAGAAGAAGGAUCUGGUGGCGCCGCCGCAGCCCGACAAGAAGGCGCCGCUGUUCACGUAUCUGCUCGACUCCAUUCAGAGCAAGUUUCUUCUGAGUGACAAAUCGUCAUCAGAGGACUCCGACGAGCGGACCGUCCACUGCCCCGAGUUCUACCGCUCGCUGUACCCGCAGCACGCGGCGGCGGGCUCGUGCUACGGGUACGCGCGGUUCACGGCGCCCGCGCCGCCGCCAGCCGCGCGUCUGCUGGCCGGGUACUAUGCGCACGCCUGUCUGAACCACGCCGCGCCCGCCGCGCCUGCCGCCGAACCCGCGGUUGUCCAAAAAUGCGCGGAAGAGAUUCUCUACAAAGACACGCCUCUAAGCGUAGCUUGUAUGCUACGCUCGACGCAAGACUAUGCUCGCACUAAGAAGCUCCUAGACACCCACAACACCGACACGGCCGUCAGCGCCACGCUCUACGCCACGCUCAUGAAGUGCAACGCGCCGGAGUUGAGGGAUAAUGUCUACCUGACUCCGCCCUCUGUGAUGGCUCAAACAACUCUAAAACAAAAGAACGCGUCGCAAGAGCAACUCGAAAUAAUCCGGGAGUGCAUCGACCGGCUGACCGGCAUGGGCGAGGUGGAGCGGCUGCGGCGCCUGGGCUACGGCGUCAACGGGCUGCUGUUCAACGCCGACGACGACUACCGCGCCGAGACCGUGUACCGGGUCGCCAGGUCCAAGGAGCCGGAGCACGUGGAAGCGGCGUGCUCGCUGGGAGCCAAGUACGGGCUGAGCGCGCUCGACGUGUGGCUGCAGCACGCCGCCGCGCACGCGCACGCGCCGCUGCCGCCGCCCGCCGCCGCCACGCGCCAGCCCGGCGCGCACGACAGAAUCAAAGAGACCCUGUGGCCUCUGAUCCGUGGCGACGACCACAGCGCGCUCAUCAACCUGUUCACGAUCCUCAAGGGCAUCGACGACAAGCCGCCGCUGUUCGGCCUCACCGCCGCCGAGCACAUCAAGCUGUUGAAGAAGGUCAAGGCUGCUUCUUCAGAGCUGGACUACAAAAUGCUGCUAGAGCAGCCCACAGCAGAUCAGUACUCGGCGCACCUGCUGCGUGUCCUCAAACCUGAAAACGUGGGCAUGGUGGUGAAACUCAUCAGGACCCUGCCGCCUGCCUUCAAGCCGCCGUUGUCCGUCAACGCGCUGUACACCAUGUGGCUCACCAGGCUCUUCUUUAGUGUGCCGCCGAGCGCUGCAAGUAAUAAGAAAUGGAUGCAGCAGUACCGGCAGUGCGCGAGCUACUUCAACAAGCUGGCCAAGGACGACCUGCAGGAGUUCGUGGCCAACACCUGCUUCACAAGAGAAGCUAUUGAACGCGUACCGGCCGGCACUCGCAGUCUCAUGAUAAUGCAAGCAGUGGACUACUGCCAGCAAGAGCAAGAGAACGACUUCAAGUUCAAUAAGAACGAGCAAACGUGGGCGGGCGUGGGACAGGAGCUGUCCCGCUGGGCGCGCUUCCUCGACAACUUCCAUUCCAGCACCAUACAAGCGCUAGUUGACGGAUCUGGAGUGCCGCGCACAGAGAUAUGGCCAGAGAUAGAAAUGAGUCACGGUGACCCGGACAAGGUGAUAGAACAAGCGGCGGCGCUAGUGUCCCGCGGAAUGCGAGCGGGCCCUCUAAGCUCGCUGCUGCAGUGCCUCGUGGGCGAAGACAGCCACCGCGCCUUUGAACAUCUGGCGCGGCACGCGAAUACUCUACAAGACGUGGAAACCCUAGUGGACAGGAUAAUGCAGUACCACAAGGAAGGCGUGAAGUUUCCCGAAGAACUCCUCGAGAGCGUGAUGCACGCGGGCUCUUCCCUAGGGCUGCCACCACACAAGCAAAUCGCGCUGUUGUCGCUAGGGCGAGCGCGCGUGCUGUCUGGCGACGACCUGCCGCGGGUGGCGCGUUAUACCGCCGACCUGCUGCGCGGAGAGUGGCCUGACCUGGAUUAUGUACGGGAGCUGACGGAAGAGAAGCUGUUAACCCCUGAAGGCCGGUGCGAGGCGUUCUCGACGCUAAUAUGCGCGGCCGACACGUGGCAGCGACGCAAAGCGCUUGUCGACGCGCUUAACUGCUGGCCGCAUACGCUUAACAGCGACUCGCGAAGCCUCCACUGCGUGUACUUAGAAUCGUUGCUGUCUUACACCAGUGAGCUGAAGGAAAGUUUAGUGCUGAUUAAGCUGCUGCUUAGGAGACCAGUGUUAAAUGAAGAGGAAAUAAAAUGGGUGUUGGAGUCCGUGCACCCGGCGGCCUGCGUCAACGCUCUCUGGACCGCCGCACUCGCGCGCGCGCCGCCCGCCGCCGUGCUGGCGUUACUGCGCGCGCACAAGGAAUCAUUCCGCAAGCAAGAAAUCGACGACGAACUCAUCAAGGAGUUACUGGACAGUGGAAUAUUUAUAAAAUUAGUUUCUACCCCCAUAUACUCAUCAGUUAUAAACUACAUUAUUAGCAGAGAAUCUUCUAGCGACGAGGCCUCUAACGCCUACACUGUGUCGUGGGCGGUGGAGGAGCUUCGCAAAGCCAACUACUUAGCAGAAGCUGGGCACCUGCAAUUCCUGGCCAUCGGGGUUCCGUCGCCACUCAGGGGAUUCUCACAAUCUAUACAAUAUUGCAAAAAAAUGUUUAGCAAAAAAAUAUAAUCAUUCUAUUCUAUAGUU